Molecule: messenger RNA, 1257 nt
Organism: Chenopodium quinoa (quinoa)
Lineage: Eukaryota; Viridiplantae; Streptophyta; Magnoliopsida; Caryophyllales; Amaranthaceae
Exons: 1
Coding region: 1-1257 (418 amino acids)
Source: RefSeq, a predicted model, not a curated record
AUGCUAGCCAUUCUGCAGAACCUCUCGAAGUGUAGUAAGGACCAGCUGGCUGCAAUGACUGCGGUCCUAACCAAUAUGGGUAAGGGGGCAAGUUCGUCACCGACAGCGGCAGCUGCGGAGCCCAUAGCAAAAAAGACGGCAUCUUCGACCCUCACCCCUGAGCAGAAAGAGCUUAUUCAGCUGAGGAAGAAGGUAUUGGAGCUGGAAGUUCGUAACCUGAAUCGAGAAUGGAGUGUGGAGGAAAUAACCCCUGUUCGAAUCAUCCCGGAGAAGCGAGUCCCACGCAGCAGGUCACCGACCUCAGAGCGAGGACCUAGCCUGGAGAAAGACAAACGAGUGCGAAUCCAGGUUGUUCCAAAUGAUUCCCCAUUUUGCCGGGAGAUUCUAGAGGAACCAAUGGAGAAAGUAAAGAUGCGAAGCUGUAGAUACAACGGAACCACAACACCCGAAAGCCACAUGUCAGCUUUUAAUAACCAUAUGGUACUUUACACUAUGACAGACUCAGUAUGGUGUAAAGCUUUCCCGCCGACCCUGGAGGGUCUGGCAGCGGAGUGGUAUGGGGCCAUUCCCAAAUGUUCCGUAUACUCGUACAGCCAGUUGAAGAGAAUGUUCAUGGAGCAUUUCAUAACCCUGGUAGACCGAACCAAGAUGACAACCGAGCUGAUGUCGUUGGUUCAAGGGAAAGACGAGCCCUUGAGGGAGUUCAUCACCAAAUUCAACAAGGAGGCAGAAACCAUCCCAAAUAUGAGCCAGGAGGUAGCACUACUAGCAAUGAAGAGUGGCUUAUUACCAAGAUCACCGUUCAGAGCGUAUAUGGGGCGAAAGAGCCUCAAAAAACUUGCUGAAGCGCACGAGUUCAUCACAGUAGACGAGACUGAUAGAGAAAUGCUGGGCAGGAAAGCACCUGGUGACCCAGUUAAGCGACUAGAGGUCACCCGGGCAGAGAACACACCCAAGGUGGACCAACCGAGCAAGGAUGAGCAAACCCGCAGAGAAGCAGACAAAUUAGUAGAACUAAGAAGGUCUGGGAGGUUUGACCAAUAUACCCCAUUAACCCAUUCCAGGUCUCAUAUAUUCAGCGUGAACAAAGCUGAUGACAAGUGGCAGAGACCCCCUAGGAUGGUUAACAGAAAUCGUGAUACCAGCAAGUGGUGUGACUUCCAUAGGGACCAUGGACACACCACUGAAGAAUGCACGCAUCUGAAGUACAACAUAGAAGACUUGGUUAGGAAAGGGUACUUGAAUCAGUUUAAGUAG